Messenger RNA from Syngnathoides biaculeatus (alligator pipefish), 551 nucleotides. RefSeq names its product ribosomal protein S27 like (gene rps27l). Gene Ontology annotation, biological process: translation; ribosomal small subunit assembly. Gene Ontology annotation, cellular component: ribosome; cytosolic small ribosomal subunit. The transcript is spliced from 4 exons. The record is from RefSeq and is a predicted model, not a curated record. Gene Ontology annotation, molecular function: RNA binding; structural constituent of ribosome. The coding region runs from base 134 to 388 and encodes 84 amino acids. Lineage: Eukaryota; Metazoa; Chordata; Actinopteri; Syngnathiformes; Syngnathidae.
UAUGAUCAUAAGCACUUUAGAUAUCGUGAUAACAGAUCGAUGAUCAUCCCAGUUCCUCCCAGUUGUCAUCCACCACCACCACCACCACGAAGAAGAAACCCACGUCGACAACGCUAAGAGCCAACACGGCGAGAUGCCUUUGGCUAAAGACCUUCUUCAUCCCACUAUUGAACAUGAGCGAAGACAACACAAAAAGAAAAGACUCGUUCAGAGUCCAAACUCCUAUUUCAUGGAUGUGAAGUGUCCAGGUUGCUACAAGAUCACUACUGUGUUCAGUCAUGCGCAGACUGUGGUUCUGUGUGUGGGAUGUUCCACAGUUUUGUGUCAGCCUAAAGGAGGAAAGGCCAGACUCACAGAAGGUUGUUCUUUCAGGAGGAAGCAACACUAAAAGGGAAUAUCGCUGAUAAGAGGUGUAUUGCCAAAUCCCUUGUUGAGAUGUCACUAUGCAGAGGAUUCAAAUCAUGUUGGUGAUUUUUUUUUUUUUUAAACUUGCUAUCAAAUUUGCCUUUAAUACAAUGAAUGAAUUUAAGUCAAUAAAAAGCUGGGAACAA